AUGCUGGAAGGUGAAGUUGAGGACUGGUGGGAUAACAGUCGUCAGAGAAUGGAAGCGGCAGGUACUGCUAUUACUUGGGUAGUGUUUUGGGCUGAAUUCCUGGAGAAGAACUUUCCGGAAGAUGCUCGUAGCAAGAGGGAAAUUGAGUUUCUAGAAUUGAAGCAGGGGAAUAUGACUGUUGAUGAAUAUGCUGCCCGAUUCGAGGAAUUGGUGAAGUAUUGUUCUCAUUAUAAUACUAAUGAGGCUAUGAAUUCCAAGUGCGUUAAGUUUGAGAACGGGCUGCGUCCCGAGAUCAAGCAGGGUAUUGCUUGUCAGAAGAUAAUGAACUAUCCAGAGCUAGUGAGCAGAAGCAGAAUCUAUGACAAUGAUAAUCGAGCCAGGAUUGCACAUUACAAAGCUGUGAAUGAUCGGAAAGGUAAUCAGAAUCGUGGAAAGUCGUAUAGCGUUCCUGAUGCUAAAGGAAAACAAAAAGCUGCUUUUGGGAAGAAGCCAAGUGGGAGAGGAGGAUUUGCUUCCAACCCCAUUGUUUGCUCCAAGUGUUGUACUGAGGGACACCGUGGUAAUGAGUGUCCAAAGGAUGUUAAGAAAUGCUUCAAAUGUGGGAAAGCAGGUCAUGUGUUAGUAGAUUGUAGAACUAAGGUGCCUACAUGCUACAACUGUGGCGAAGAAGGUCAUAUCAGCACUCACUGUCAGAAGCCAAAGAAGACUCAGGGUAAUGGCAAGGUGUUUGCAUUAGUAGGAGCCCAGCCUACCAAUGAGGACCGAAUAGUCAAAGGUACUUGUUUCAUCUAUAACACUCCUUUGAUUGCCAUUAUUGAUACGGGUGCAACCCACUCGUUUAUUUCUGUGGACUGUGUGAAAAGAUUAGGACUUGUGCCGUCUACUUUAGAUCGGAGGAUGACUAUUGAAACUCCAUCUAUUGGUUCUGUGGUUACUUCUUUAGCGUGCUUGAAUUGUCCUUUGACUAUCUUUGAUAGAGAUUUUGGAGUGGACUUGAUUUGUUUGCCAAUCAGUAAUCUGGACGUUAUUUUGGGAAUGAACUGGCUAGAGUUCAACCGUGUGUAUAUUGACUGCUUUAGGAAGAGGUUGUUGUUCCUUACUCCUGAAGAGGAAGCAUUGGCAGAUUCGUUAUCUACCAAGGAGAUGAGAAUAUUGUUGAGGGGUGAAGCUAAGGUGUUUGCUUCACUGUCUGUUGAGAGCAAAACGUCAAUUGAAGCGAUACCGGUGGUGAAAGAAUUUCUGGAAUUAUUUUCUGACGACAUUACAGAGUUACCUCCAGAGAGGGAGAUUGAAUUUUCUAUUGAUCUAGUUCUUGGUACUAGGCCUAUUUCUAUGGCGCCGUACAGGAUGUCUGCAUCAGAAUUGUCAGAGUUGAAGGCUCAAAUUGGUGAUUUGCUGGAUAAGAAAUUUAUUUGGCCGAGUGUAUCGCCGUGGGGAGCUCCAAUCAGAGUGAAAGAUGAAGAUAUUCAAAAGACUGCCUUUAGGACUCGAUACGGACAUUACGAAUAUGCAGUGAUGCCUUUCGGAGUGUCUAAUGCGCCUGGUGUGUUUAUGGAGUAUAUGAAUCGCAUCUUUCAUUCAUAUUUGGAUAAGUUCAUAGUGGUGUUCAUUGAUGAUAUACUGAUUUAUUCUAAGUCUGAAGAGGAUCAUGCAGAACACUUGAGGAUUGCGUUGCAAGUAUUGAAGGAUAACAAAUUAUCCGCAAAGCUCUCAAAGUAUGAAUUUUGGCUGGGAACCGUGAGUUUCUUAGAACAUGUUAUUUCAGGUGAUGGGAUAACAGUUGACCCAUCUAAAAUAAGUGCAGUACUUCAGUGGGAACCUCCGAAGACAGUAACAGAAAUUAGAAGCUUCUUGGGUCUGGCAGGAUAUUAUCGCAGAUUUAUUGAAGGAUUUUCUAAUUUGGCAUUGCCAUUAACUAAAUUGACUAGAAAGGGUCAAGCUUUUGUGUGGGAUGCGGCGUGUGAAGAAAGUUUCGAAGAGUUGAAGAAGAAGCUGACAACAGCGCCGGUGUUAAUUCUACCUAAUCCAAGUGAACCGUUUGUAGUGUACUGUGAUGCAUCUAAAAUGGGAUUAGGCGGAGUGUUAAUGCAAGGUGGAAAGGCUAAUGUCGUGGCAGAUGCGCUGAGUCGGAAGACAAUUCAUAUGUCGUCAUUAAUGGUGAAAGAGAUGGAACUAAUUGAACAAUUUAGAGAUUUAAGUAUGGUUUGUGAGACGACACCUGAGAGUGUUAAGUUGGGUAUGCUGAAGAUAAAUAAUGACUUUUUGGAUAUAAUUAAGGAGAAUCAGAGGCUUGAUGUGAAAUUAGUGGACAUGAUACCUACCAGAGAAGACAAUCUGGAUAAUGACUUUAAAAUGGAUAAUGUUGGCGUGUUGAGAUUCCGGGGCAGAAUUUGCGUACCGGAUAAUGACGAAUUGAGGAAAGCAAUUUUAGAGGAAAGUCACUGGAGUAAAUUGAGUAUACAUCCGGGAGCUACAAAAAUGUAUCAAGAUCUUAAGAAGUUGUUUUGGUGGUCUGGUAUGAAGAGAAACAUAGCCCAGUUUGUUUAUGCUUGCUUGACAUGUCAGAAGUCAAAAGUAGAACAUCAGAAACCUUCGGGACUGAUGCAACCGUUGGAAAUUCCGGAGUGGAAGUGGGACAGCAUUACUAUCGAUUUUGUUACAGGUGUGCCACAUACAGCGCGAGGAUUUGAUGCUAUUUGGGUAGUGGUGGAUCGACUUACUAAGUCCGCACAUUUUAUACCAAUUAAUAUCAGUUUUCCGUUGGUGAAGUUGGCAGAGAUUUAUAUCAAAAUAAUCGUGAAGUUGCAUGGAGUUCCGUUGAGCAUAGUGUCGGAUAGAGAUCCGAGGUUUACUUCAGAAUUUUGGAAGAGCUUACAAGAAGCUUUAGGAUCUAAACUGAAAUUGAGUUUGGCUUAUCAUCCGCAGACGGACGGUCAGUCAGAGAGGACUAUUCAGUCGUUGGAAGACUUGUUGAGGACUUGUGUGUUGGAGAAAGGUGGUGCGUGGGAUACUCAUUUGCCAUUGAUUGAGUUCACGUAUAAUAAUAGUUACCAUUCGAGUGAGAGUAUUGUGCUUGACCCAAAAAUUAUGCAACAAACUACCGAGACAAUCGAGAUGAUUCGGGAGAAGAUGAAAGCAUCUCAGAGUAGACAAAAGAGUUAUCAUGAUAAUCGAAGGAAGGAUCUAGAAUUCAGCAAAGGCGGCCAUGUGUUUUUGAAAGUUAACCCUGUGACAGGUGUUGGUCGUGCCUUGAAGUCUAAAAAGUUGGGUCCUAAGUUUAUUGGACCGUAUCAAAUCUUGCAGAGAUAUGUGUCGGACCCAUCUCAUGUCAUUCAACGGGAUGAAGUUCAGAUCCGUGAUAACCUCACUGUUGAAGUGAUGCCGAUUAGGAUCGAAGACCGGAAGAUUAAACAACUUAGAGGAAAAGAUAUUCCGUUGGUAAGAGUAGUUUCGGGAGGAGCUGCUGGAGGAAGUGCGACCUGGGAGUUGGAAAGCAGAAUGCGGGAAUCGUAUCCGAAAUUGUUUCCAUCAGGUAUGCCAGCAGAUACAGAUGCUUGGACAGAUGCAUUGGAUAGAGGUAUCAUUGAGCAGGACGGUUCAGAGGCAGUUGCCAUUGUGGAAAGGAUGGUCAGUGACGCGGCUGGUGCGACGACGUAUAGGCGGAUGACACAUGAUAUCAAUUGA
Messenger RNA from Vicia villosa (hairy vetch), 3684 nucleotides. RefSeq lists its product as uncharacterized. Lineage: Eukaryota; Viridiplantae; Streptophyta; Magnoliopsida; Fabales; Fabaceae. Gene Ontology annotation, biological process: DNA integration. The record is from RefSeq and is a predicted model, not a curated record. The transcript has 7 exons. Gene Ontology annotation, molecular function: nucleic acid binding; zinc ion binding. Bases 1 to 3684 code for a protein of 1227 amino acids.